UCAGUGCGGAGAGUGAGGACAGGAAAGCAAGGAGGGUAGCACUACUGAAGCAGAAGCAGUAAGAGCUCAGAUAACGACAGAAAGGCGAUAGAACGCUCCGCUACGUGCAACACCACUGAGAUUACUUACAAGAUGCUGAGCACAGCUUUGUUGUGUAUUUGUGCCGUAGCCUGCAGUCAGGUUGUCGGGGCAGCAGCCAGGUCGGACACCGCCAAUUUUCUGGAUGAUAAAUGGCUCACUGGACGUUGGGAUAAAUUUAGAGACGAGGUUGAGGAACCUGGGACAUGGAAUCCUGGAAAACCUUUUGAUCAAGCUUCUACAAUUCUAUGGUCAGAUGUGCAUAUUUUAUCCCAUCAAGCUCUGGACCCCACCAGAGAUCCCUGCUUAAAGGUUAAAUGUAGCCGUCAUAAAGUGUGUGUGGCCCAGGACUACCAAACAGCAAAUUGCGUUAGUCAAAGAAGGAUGACACACAGUAUGAAAGAAGGGGUGCUUACGCAGAAGCCAGGAUCUUCAAAAUGCAAGCAAUGUUCAUUUGUCCAUCCUUCUCCGGUUUGUGGAACAGACGGCCAUACCUACUCCACAAAGUGCAAGUUGGAAUACCAAGCAUGUAUUUCAGGGAAACAGAUCUCAAUGAAGUGCCCUGGGUAUUGUCCCUGCCUUUCAAAUAAGUCAAAGAAUAAAGUGGAAAAGAAGACUUGCAGUGACAUGGAGCUCAGGGAAGUGGUCAGCAGGUUGAGAGACUGGUUCAAAGUGCUGCACGAAAAUGGAAGCCAGAACAAAAAAGUCAAGAUCCAAAGACCGGAAAGGAGUCGCUUUGAUACAAGUAUUUUACCUAUUUGCAAGGACUCUCUAGGAUGGAUGUUUAACAGACUGGACACAAACUUUGACCUUCUGCUGGAUCAAUCAGAGCUUGCAAGUCUAUAUCUUGACAAAAAUGAACAUUGCACCAAGUCAUUCUUCAACUCCUGUGACACUUACAGAGAUGGUCUGAUAUCCAAUAAUGAAUGGUGUUCUUGCUUCCAAAGACAACAAGACCCCCCAUGUCAGACGGAACUCUCCAGCAUUCAAAGACAGCAAGCUGGAAAGAAAUUCCUAGGGUUGUACAUACCUUCCUGUGAUGAAGAUGGAUACUAUACAUCUACUCAGUGUCAUGGAAGUAUUGGUCAGUGCUGGUGUGUCGAUAGAUAUGGAAAUGAAAUAGUUGGAUCCAGAACACAUGGACCUUUAGACUGUGGGGUUGACGUGGAUGCUUCUGGUGACUUUGGCAGUGGACAUUUCCAUGAACUGUCUGAUGACGAAGAUGGGGAGGUAGACAUACUAAACGAUGAAGAUGAAAUUGUUGAUGAUGAUGAAGAUGAGGGAGAUGACGAAGACGAUGAAGAAGGAUACAUAUCAUAGUCCUAACCCUUUCCAAGCUUGUUUUUUGUUCAAAUUGCACGUUUCUAAGGCAAAAGUCCCUUUCAGAUUACUUACCAUACUAACAUCACAAAGAUUGCAAUCAACAUGUAUACUUUGUAUUAUUUAACUUUUCCAUUGACACUCUGAUAUUCCCUGUCCUUUUUCCAAAUUCGAUUCCUACAAGAAGUCGUGCUGUAAGAGCACCUUCUGCAUAAAAUUAACAUAACCAAAUCAAGAAGACAUACUUGAGAUGGCACUCAAAAAUAAAAGUGAAAACACUUUCACUUGAAGAGCUGCAUAAUUACACAGACUCCGUGUUUACAAUACAUGUAGAAGAUAUUUUUUCUGAAAACGCGAUAGAGAUUUUUUUUUCAAUUUUUUGUCUGGGCCCAUGUUUUUUUCCCUGUGACAAAUUAAUGUUAUUAUUAUCCUUACUUACGUUACUAUGUUCCAAGACCUGUAUCUAGUUUUCUCUGCUUUAUCUGUUUAAGUUCUUGUAUUAUAGCGGAACAAACCACUUAUUACUAUAAUUAAAAUAAGUCUUAAAAAACA
Lepisosteus oculatus (spotted gar) is the source of this 1950-nucleotide messenger RNA. Lineage: Eukaryota; Metazoa; Chordata; Actinopteri; Semionotiformes; Lepisosteidae. The record is from RefSeq and is a predicted model, not a curated record.